This is a messenger RNA of Pteronotus mesoamericanus, 1935 nucleotides long. It is a transcript of the gene RANBP3L, whose product is annotated as RAN binding protein 3 like. Gene Ontology annotation, biological process: protein export from nucleus. The record is from RefSeq and is a predicted model, not a curated record. NCBI's taxonomy places the organism in Eukaryota, Metazoa, Chordata, Mammalia, Chiroptera, Mormoopidae. The transcript has 14 exons. Gene Ontology annotation, cellular component: cytoplasm; nuclear pore. Bases 476 to 1861 code for a protein of 461 amino acids. Gene Ontology annotation, molecular function: GTPase activator activity.
AACGCAGACCAGGCUUAGAAAUCACUUGAUUUAACUCAGCAGAACUUUUUUCCCCCCUUGUGUAUAUAUACAUUACUCUAGCACUCCUCUCUAAAUACACAGGGAGUUCGAUUUCAUAUCAGCAGAAGGAAUCAAAAAAUGCUCAAACUGUAAUCUGUUAGAAAUAGUUCCUGUGUAGGAUUUUAUACUAUAAGGGGGGGAAGUUUCAGUAUGCUUUGAAAUGAAAGAAGAGUUUUUAUUCCAAUGCACUGGCAUCUUUAUAUGUAGGGGCAGUUAUAUUGGUGAAUAUUUAGUUUAAGAAUCAUGGCUGGGAAACACCUGGAGAUUUAUUAGAGAAGUGAAUGCUUUACCCACAAGGACAGGACCUGGAUGCACCUCUGUGGGUCUGGGUGUCUUGUGAAGAGCAUUUCUGGUGACUGGCCCAGGAAAGGAAAUGCCCUAGUGAUACUGCAGCCGUAGUGAAACUGCCAGUACCAUGUCUGCUAUGCAAAGUGACAGCAGCAGCCACCUGUUCCACGGUUUGCACACCUGCAGGCUGAAGCUUCCGGGGGACGAGCAGCAGCAAGGAAAAUCUGUCAUUGCUCAACCUGUAUUUGUUUUUGAAAAGAGAGAACAAACUUUUAAGAGACCUGCAGAAGAAGCCCUGUGCGAAGCAGCGGAACAUGAAUGUUAUGGUUUUUCAGGAAAGCGCAUUCGGUCUUCAUCUUUUUCUUUGCACACUACAGAUUCUCAGUCUCAAGGAGUGAAGAAAAACAACAUUUUUAUGACACCGACUCUUGUGCAAAGGAAUCUUGACAUGAACAGUGCAGAGCAAGGUCCUGUGAAAUAUUCUGAACAUGUUCUACGACCUGCUAUUUUGCAGCCACCUCAAGCUCAAAGGUGUGAAAAAGUAAGACACAAUGCAUUGGAACACUGCAAGACUACAGGAAAAACGAAACAUAAGAUUUCUGAGAGGAACUCCUGUUUGCCAAGCAAAAAUUUGCUAAGUGCCAGAAAAUCAGGCCAGCUGUCUACUAGCCAGAUGUUUUGGGGUGCUCCAUCAGUAGGAUAUCAACCAAAUGAAGAUAAGUAUUCUUUUAAAAGCUGCAGUUCUGAUUUCGUUUUUGGAGAAAACAUGGUAGAAAGAGUUUUGGGUACUCAAAAACUCACCCAGCCUCAACUUGAAAAUGAUCCCUAUGCCAAGGAAAAAUCAUUCAAAUCCACCAUAAAAUUUCCUACCAACUCUCCAAACUCAAGAACAGACUCUAUUAAAAAUGUAACCCUAAUUGAAUCAGCUGCUGCUCUCUCUUCUAAAUCAUCACCAACAUGUUUGCUGAAGAAAAUUGAUGUAAUAACAGGGGAGGAAGCAGAAUAUAAUGUAUUAAAGAUCAACUGCAAGCUUUUUGUACUCAACAAGACAACGGAGUCCUGGGCCGAGAGGGGCCGAGGGGCGCUGAGACUGAACGACACAGCCCGCGGUGCCUGCGGGGCCUUCCAGUCCAGACUAAUUAUGCGCAAUCAAGGCAGCCUCAGGCUGAUUCUCAACAGCAAACUCUGGGCUGGAAUGGAGAUUCAAAGAGCGAACCACCAAAAUUUACGAAUAACAGCUACUGAUUUAGAAGACUAUAGCAUCAAAGUGUUUUUAAUUCAGGCCAGUGCCAAAGAUACAGGACGUCUGUAUGCAGCAAUACAUCAUCGUCUUGUUGCUCUUCGAAGCUUCAAUAAACAAGAUGCAAACCAAGCUGAAAACCAGUCGGAAACAGCCUUCCAAGAGUUAAACUGCGAUAGCUGUGAUGAGGAUGAGGAUGAUUUCAUUCAAGUUGCUAAAAAUAGAUCAGAUCCUUCUAGGUGGACCCACCGACAGUCAGUUGCCUGUUCGUGAGUGCUACCUACUACAGACAUGACAACAUCUACACAAAGAUUGGUCACACACUGAAAAUACUAGGCCAUCCUAAC